Messenger RNA from Pristis pectinata (smalltooth sawfish), 10167 nucleotides. Its product is annotated as ras-related protein Rab-44-like. NCBI's taxonomy places the organism in Eukaryota, Metazoa, Chordata, Chondrichthyes, Rhinopristiformes, Pristidae. The coding region runs from base 172 to 6324 and encodes 2050 amino acids. The record is from RefSeq and is a predicted model, not a curated record. The transcript has 47 exons. Gene Ontology annotation, molecular function: GTP binding; calcium ion binding; GTPase activity.
CACAGAGCGUGCACCAGGGUAAGCACUGCUCCUGAUUGACACACAGCUACUGGACACACUGCCGCAGUUCCAGGGAGAGAGAGAGACUGCACUUCUUGCCUGAACACAUGACUGCGUGUCCGGGGAGCAUGCGUGUGCACUGAGUAGGAAGAGGAGGAUUGGUCUGAUGGGAUGGCAGACCACAGGAGCCCCACUCCCAAAGCCAGGAAGUUCGCCAGGGAUGCGCGGAGGACAGCAAGGCGCAGGAAGGGGCUUCCUGAAUUCCAGGAUCCCGAGGUCGAGGAGGACACACAAGCGGAAAAGUGGAGCUCCGGAGAAAAGUUUAUAAUGGAGAAGGUCCAUGAAUUCUUCCAGGAGUGCGGUGGGGGUGAGCGGGGUUUCAUCACGCGGGAAGACAUGAAGAAGCUCCAGCAGAAGUUUCCUUUCAGUUCUGAGGAGCUGGAGAUGGUGUUCGAUAAACUGGACGUUGACACCAAUGGCAUCCUGACCCCUGAGCAGCUAACUAAAGGACUGAGCCACUUCCUCAGCGACCAGAAGGAGGACGCGGGUGGUGCCCAUCUGAAGGAUCCUCCCGAAUCCCUGUACCAGUCCCAAAGCCUCCAGCAGCAGGUGGAGGCUGAAGAUGAGGAGAAGCAGCAGUUUGCCGCACUGAUGGGAAAGCUGGGAGCCGGUGCCAUCUUUGAAGAUAAGUCAGAGAUCUGGAAGCUGUGGAUCCAGCUUCGACGUAAUGAACCCAACCUGCUCGGACACCUGGAGGACUUCCUGUCCAAAGUAACUGGUCAAAUUCAGGAGACUCUGCAUGAGAAGGAGGAAUUGGAACGGACCCUAAAAAAGAAGAUGGUGGAACACAAUGCAGAUGUGCAGAGACUAUACGAGGAGAUGGAGCUCCAAAUCAACAACGAGAAGGAAAGGAUUGAGACUGAAAGCGUUGUGAAGUUCCAAGCCCAGGGGCAGGACCUACAAAAGGAGUUAGACAGCAAACAGGAUGAAGUGCAACAUCUGGUUCAGAUGCAGACACAGUUACAAGCGGAGCUCGCGUCUCUGCUCACGAAACAGGACGAGACCACCAAUGAGAACCAGGAGCUCAAACUGACCAAUCAGGAGAUGACGUUGCAGCUGGAACAGCUCCAACAGGAGCUGCGGGAGGCCCGGGAUCGGCUGGUGAUCGUCCAGGAGGAGGCAGCUCACCGGGAGGAGAAAAGAGGAGAGUGGGACCAAUCUCUCGGCAAAGAGGGGCCAUGUUCGGAAGAAGCUGUUCAGCAGUUACAGGCGGAGCUCGCGUCCCUGCGCAGUAAACAGGAUGAGACCAGCACUGAGAACCAGGAGCUCAGAGCGACCAAUCAGGAGCUGGAGACGCGGCUGGAGGGGAUCGGACAGGAGCUGCGGGAGGCCCGGGAUCGGCUGGAGGGGAAGAGAGGAGAGUGGACUCAAACUCCGGACAGUGAGAAGCUGCACUCUGAAGAAGGCGAUCAGCAGGAGGCAAGACGGAGGAAUCUAAAGUCCGAAGACCUUCAGUCCGGACAGAGAAACCUGGGCCACAUAAGUCGCAUCAUCUCCAUUGAAGAGGAGCCUCUGCCUCAGCAGGAUCCUGGGACCCAUGGUUCAGUGAUCACCAGGCAGGAGGUCGGUGUGAGGGCUCUCAGCGGUGGAGAUGCCGUCUUUGAAGAGGCAGCUGGGCCCCUGUGGAGAGAUGGAGCAACGGAUCCAAUCGCAGAGUUACAGGCGGAGCUCACGUCCUUGCGCAGUAAACAGGACGAGACCAGCACUGAGAACCAGGAGCUCAGAGCGACCAACCAGGAGCUGGAGAUGCGGCUGGAGGGGAUUCAACAGGAGCUGCAGGAGGCCCGGGAUCAGCUGGUGAUCCUCCAGCAGGAGAAGGAAGGAGGCCGGGAUCAACCCUCUGGCAGUGGAAGUGCAGAUUCUGAUGAAGCAGUUCAGCAGUUACAGGCGGAGCUCGCGUCCCUGCGCAGUGAACAGGACGAGACCAGCACUGAGAACCAGGAGCUCAGAGCGACCAAUCAGGAGCUGGAGACGCGGCUGAAGGGGAUCCAACUGGAGCUGCGGGAGGCCCAGGAUCGGCUGGUGAUCCUCCAGGAGGAAGCAGCUCACCGGGAGGAGAAAGAAAGAGAAUCGGAUCAAUCUCCGGGCAGUGCGGGACUGCGUUCUGAAGAAGCUUUCCAGCAGUUCCAGGAGGAGCUCGCGUCCCUGCGCAGUAAACAGGACGAGACCAGCGCUGAGAACCAGGAGCUCAAAGUGAACAAUCAGGAGCUGGAGACGCGGCUGGAGGGGAUCAGACAGGAGCUGCGGGAAGCCCGGGAUCGGCUGGUGAUCCUCCAGGAGGAAGCGGCUCACCGGGAGGAGACAGGCGGAGAGUUGGAUCGAUCUCCAGACAGUGCGGGACCUUGUUCUGAAGAAGCUUUCCAGCAGUUACAGGCGGAGCUCGCGUCCCUGCACAGUAAACAGGAUGAGACCAGCACUGAGAACCAGGAGCUCAAAGUGACCAAUCAGGAGCUGGAGACGCGGCUGGAGGGGAUCCGACUGGAGCUGCGGGAGGCCCAGGAUCGGCUGGUGAUCCUCCAGGAGGAAGCAGCUCACCGGGAGGAGAAGGGCGGAAACUUGGAUCGAUCUCCAGACAGUGCGGGACCUUGUUCCGAAGAAACCUUCCAGCAGUUACAGGCGGAGCUCGCAUCCCUGCGCAGUAAACAGGACGAGACCAGCGCUGAGAACCAGGAGCUCAGAGCGACCAAUCAGGAGCUGGAGACGCGGCUGGAGGGGAUCGGACAGGAGCUGCAGGAGGCCCGGGAUCGGCUGGUGAUCCUCCAGGAGGAAGCGGCUCACCGGGAGGAGAAGGGCGGAGAGUUGGAUCAGACCCCUGGCACUAUGGGACCAUGUUCUGAAGAAGCUAUUCAGCAGUUACAGGCGGAGCUCGCGUCCCUGCGCAGUAAACAGGACGAGACCAGCACUGAGAACCAGGAGCUCAAAGCAACCAAUCAGGAGCUGGAGACGCGGCUGGAAGGGAUCCAACUGGAGCUGCGGGAGGCCCGGGACCGGCUGGUGAACAUCCCGGAGGAGAAAGAAGGAGGCCGGGAUCAACCCUCUGGCAGUGGAAGUGCAGAUUCUGAUGAAGCAGUUCAGCAGUUACAGGCAGAGCUCGCGUCCCUGCGCAGUAAACAGGACGAGACCAGCACUGAGAACCAGGAGCUCAAAGUGACCAACCAGGAGCUGGAGACGCGGCUGGAGGGGAUCCAACUGGAGCUGCGGGAGGCCCGGGAUCGGCUGGUGAUCCUCCAGGAGGAAGCGGCUCACCAGGAGGAGAAAGAAAGAGAGCGGAGUCGAUCUCUGGACAGUGAGCGGGCACAAGCUGAUGAAGCUGUUCAGGAGUUACAGGCGGAGCUCACGUCCCUGCGCAGUAAACAAGAUGAGACCAGCACUGAGAACCAGGAGCUCAGAGCGACCAAUCAGGAGCUGGAGACGCGGCUGGAGGGGAUCCAAGAGGAGCUGCGGGAGGCCCAGGAUCGGCUGGUGAUCCUCCAGGAGGAAGCAGCUCCUCGAGAGGAGAAAGAAGGGCUCCAGAGAACUCGCUCCAUCCGACGCCGUGCCGCUGCCAACACUUCGAGCAAACCAGACACCCGGGGAGUGGACCCUGGACUCCCCCACCUGAUGGUCGAAGGUCAGGACGUGACCCCGGAAGGAGGCGGAGAUGGAGCCCACGAGGAAACAGCAGUGGCCUCGGCAAGAGACGGAGCAGCAGAGAGAAUCGAAGAGGUAGCUGGGCCCGGGAAACAAACCCCCUCCACGUUACAGGCGGAGCUCGCGUCCCUGCGCAGUAAACAGGACAAGACCAGCACUGAGAACCAGGAGCUCAGAGCGACCAAUCAGGAGCUGGAGACGCGGCUGGAGGGGAUCGGACAGGAGCUGCGGGAGGCCCGGGAUCGGCUGGUGAUCCUCCAGCAGGAGGAGGAAGGAGCAUUGGAUCAAGCUGCCAGCAGCAGGAGAUUGCUUUCUGAGGAAGCUGCUCAGCAGUUACAGGCGGAGCUCGCGUCCCUGCGCAGUAAACAGGACGAGACCAACACUGAGAACCAGGAGCUCAAAGUGACCAAUCAGGAGCUGGAGACGCGGCUGAAGGGGAUCCAAGAGGAGCUGCGGGAGGCCCGGGAUCGGCUGGUGAUCCUCCAGGAGGAAGCAGCUCACCGGGAGGAGAAAGAAGGAGUGUUGGAUCAGUCUCCAGGCAGUGAGGGAGUGCUUUCCCAUGAAGCUGUUCAGCAGUUACAGGCGGAGCUCGCGUCCCUGCGCAGUAAACAGGACGAGACCAGCGCUGAGAACCAGGAGCUCAAAGUGACCAAUCAGGAGCUGGAGACGCGGCUGGAGGGGAUUCAGCAGGAGCUGCAGGAGGCCCGGGAUCGGCUGGUGAUCCUCCAGGAGGAAGCGGCUCACUGGGAGGAGAAAGAAGGACUCCAGAGAACUCGCUCCAUCCGACGCCGUGCCGCUCCCGACUCUUCGAGCAAACCGGACGCCCUGGGGGAGGACCCUGGGCUCCCCCACCUGAGGGUCGAAGGUCAAGCCGAGACCCUGGGAGAAGGCGGAGACGGAGCUCACGAGGAAACAGCAGCGGCCUCGGCAAGAGACGGAGCAGCAGAGAGAAUCGAGGAGUUACAGGCGGAGCUCGCGUCCCUGCGCAGUAAACAGGACGAGACCAGCACUGAGAACCAGGAGCUCAAAGUGACCAAUCAGGAGCUGGAGACGCGGCUGGAGGGGAUCCAAGAGGAGCUGCGGGAGGCCCGGGAUCGGCUGGUGAUCCUCCAGGAGGAAGCAGCUCACCGGGAGGAGACAGAAGGACUCCACAGAACUCGCUCCAUCCGACGCCGUGCCGCUCCCGACUCUUCGAGCAAACCGGACACCCUGGGGGAGGACCCUGGGCUGAGAGUCGAAGGUCAGGACGUGACCCCGGGAGAAGGUGGAAGUGGCUCCCACGAGGCCUCAGCAAGAGACGGAGCGGCAGAGAGAAUCGAAGAGUUACAGGCAGAACUUGUGUCCCUGCGCAGUAAACAGGACGAGACCAGCGCUGAGAACCAGGAGCUCAGAGCGACCAAUCAGGAGCUGGAGACGCGGCUGGAGGGGAUCGGACAGGAGCUGCAGGAGGCCCGGGAUCGGCUGGUGAUCCUCCAGGAGGAAGCAGCUCACCGGGAGGAGACAGAAGGACUCCAGAGAACUCGCUCCAUCCGACGCCGUGCCGCUCCCGACUCUUCGAGCAAACCGGACACGCCGGGGGAGGACUCUGGUCUCCCCCAGCCAAGAGUCGAAGGUCAGGACGUGACCCCGGGAGAAGGCGGAGAUGGUGUCCACGAGGAAACAGCAGCGGCCUCGGCAAGAGACAGAGCAGCAGAGAAAAUCGAAGAGUUACAGGCGGAGCUCGCGUCCCUGCGCAGUAAACAGGACGAGACCAGCGCUGAGAACCAGGAGCUCAAACUGGCCAAUCAGGAGUUGAAGGCACAAUUGACGCAGAUCCAAGAGGAGCUGCAGGAGGCCCGGGAUCAGUUGGUGAUCCUCCAGGAGGAAGCGGCUCACCGGGAGAAGACAGAAGGACUCCACAGAGCUCGCUCCAUCCGACGCCGAACCACCCGUGACACUUCGAGCAAACCGGACGUGACCCCGGGAGAAGGCGGAGAUGGAGCCCACGAGGAAACAGCAGCGGCCUCAGCAAGAGACGGAGCAGCAGAGAGAAUCGAAGAGGCAGAGAGCUCCAAGAACCCCGAUCAGGUCUACAAUGUCAUGUUUGUUGGGAAUACCAAUGCUGGGAAAACAUCCUUCAUCCAGCAUUUCUGUGAUGGCAAUUUCCAGCCAGGAUUACCUUCCACGAUAGGGAUAGACUAUCGAGUGAAGACCCUGAAGGUGGAGAACAGGCACAUCGCCCUCCAAUUGUGGGACACUGCAGGUCAGGAGCGGUUCCACAGUGUGACCAAACAGUUCUUCAGGAAGGCUGACGGGGUGAUUGUGAUGUACGACAUUGCAUCCUCGAGCUCAUUCAUAGAGGUGCGCUACUGGCUGUCCUGUGUCAAGGAAGCGGCAUCUGAUGAGGUCUGUAUUCUCCUGCUGGGAAACAAGCUGGAUGAAGCUGCCCACCGUCAAGUCACCAGAUCUGAGGGAGAACGACUUGCUCAGGAGUACAACAUUUUGUUCUAUGAAUGCAGUGCAUGCACUGGUCAAAACAUCAUCGCCUCCAUGGUUCAUCUCUCAAAAUCGCUGAAACAGCAGGAAGAGAGGAUGCAAGGACUGCCGGUGGAGCUGGUGAAGAGGCCUGAACGGAAACGGAAAUGCUGCACGUAGUCCAAUGACAACCCUCAGCCGUGGGAUGGGACACAAUGCUGAGAUAUCGUCACACCACACUGUCCCAUUGCGGUGGGGUGGGAUGCAAUGCUGAGAUAUCGUCACACCACACUGUCCCAUUGCGGUGGGGUGGGACGCAAUGCUGAGAUACCGUCACACCACACUGUCCCAUUGCGGUGGGGUGGGACGCAAUGCUGAGAUACCGUCACACCACACUGUCCCAUUGCGGUGGGGUGGGACGCAAUGCUGAGAUACCGUCACACCACACUGUCCCAUUGCGGUGGGGUGGGACGCAAUGCUGAGAUAUCGUCACACCACACUGUGCCAUCGCGGUGGGACACGGCGCUGAGAUACCGUCACACCACACUGUCCCAUCGCGGUGGGACACGGCGCUGAGAUACUGUCACACCACACUGUCCCAUUGCGGUGGGACACAGUGCUGAGAUACCGUCACACCACACUGUCCCAUCACGGUGGGAUGGGACGCGGUGCUGAGAUAUCGUCACACCACACUGUCCCAUUGCGGUGCGGUGGGAUGCAAUGCUGAGAUACCGUCACACCACACUGUCCCAUUGCGGUGGGAUGGGACGCGGUGCUGAGAUACCGUCACACCACACUGUCCCAUUGCGGUGGGGUGGGAUGCAAUGCUGAGAUACCGUCACACCACACUGUCCCAUUGCGGUGGGGUGGGAUGCAAUGCUGAGAUACCGUCACACCACACUGUCCCAUUGCGGUGGGGUGGGACGCGGUGCUGAGAUACCGUCGCACCACACUGUCCCAUCGCGGUGGGACACGGCGCUGAGAUACCGUCACACCACACUGUCCCAUCGCGGUGGGACGCAAUGCUGAGAUACUGUCACACCAAACUGUCCCAUCGCGGUGGGAUGGGACACGGUACUGAGAUACCGUCACACCACACUGUCCCAUUGCGGUGGGACGCGGUGCUGAGAUACCGUCACACCACACUGUCCCAUUGCGGUGGGGUGGGACACGGUACUGAGAUACCGUCAUCUUACCCCCCCACCCUGUCCCUUCCUUCCACCUAUCCCUUUCCCCUGUCCUGUCACUCCAUCCCAUCACUCCGUCCCACCACCCUGCCCCGUCACCCUGUCCUGCCACUUUGUCCGGUGAUCGUUCUCUUGCCACCGUCUCACUACAUUGUCCCAUCUCACCGUUCCAUCACCACCUGACUCAGUCUCUGUCUCACUGUCCCAUCCCACUCCCCUGCUGACUACCCUGCCUCACUGUCCUGCCACACUCUCCUAGCACCAAGUUCUCCCGCCUGUGUCGGAACACCCUCCAUUACACCGUCUUACAAUUGUCUUAUAUCACAAGUCCCUAUUGCACCGUCCUCUCCCUGUGUGAUGUCCCACUGUGGAUUAUCCAGACCCAGUGUAGAAUUCCCCACAGUGCCAUGGUGCAGUGUAUCCAAGCUCAGGAGGGUACUGCACGCAUUCAGGGAUUACAUGGCCUUACUUAUAGAACCAUAGAACCAUACAGCACAGAACAGGUCCUUCGGCCCACCAUGUUGUGCCAUCCAUCAAACCACCCUCACACUACCUAACCCCUUCCUCCUGCAUAUCCCCCCAUCCCACACUCCUCCAUAUGCCUAUCCAACAAGCUUUUGAACCUGUCCAAUGUAUCUGCCUCCACCACCACCCCAGGCAGUGCAUUCCAUGCACCAACCACUCUCUGGGUGAAAAACCUCCCCCUGACAUCUCCCCUGAACCUGCCACCCAUAACCUUAAAGCCAUAUGUCAAUAAAUUGGAGGAGUUGGAGAUACAAAGCGUGUCCCAGUGGGUUCUGGGCUCCCUCCAAAGUGUCAGAGUUACACUAUUGGUGGAACCUGCUUCAGCAUCAGGUCAGGAUAAACCCUGGGCAAGCCUCUUGAUCUGUACCCCUGUCCAUGGACUAGAUGACCACUUGCUCCAGCAGCAACACUCUGCGCUGUCCAUCUGCAGGAGGCCUGGCACUGACUCACCAAGGUAGCGCCUGCCCUUUCCCGCUGAGUUACAUGGCAUCCGGAGUUUUCAACCAAUAACUAGUCCUGCAUCAGCACUGAUUCCAGAUCCUAAUGUCUUCCACAAACACCUUCAGCACACGUCACUGGAGUGCAGUGACACCAUAAGGCUUCGCUAGUUCGCCAGCACCUUCAUAAGGGCAAUAAGGAAUGGCUAUUAAAUGCUGGCUUGGUAGCAAUGCCCACUUUCAGUUAAAGCUAGAACCUCCUCCUCUGUCCCUCUUCUCUCUCCUCCUGAUCUACCCAGUCCCUCAGCCCCCAUCACCCCAACUCUUCCCCCUCCCCCCACCCUCGCCACCUGCCCAUCACCCACACUCUCCUCCCACUGGUUCCCCUCCAUCCCCCCCCCCCCCCAUUGUUCCCACCUGCCCUCCCCACCUCCCUCACACGAUCCCACCUUCCUCUCCCAUCAGAUUCCACCCUUGGUCACCUCCACCAGUCACCUCCCAGCCUCUGUCGCCUCUCCCCUCUCCCCUCCUCCAUCUGUCUAUUGCCCCUCUUCACCUGGAUCCACCUAUCACCUGCCAGCUCUUGCUCUGCGCUCUGGCUAUCUCCCCUCUAUCUUUCAGUCCAGAUGAAGAGUCUCGACUUGAAAUGUUGCCUUUCCAUUUCCCUCCAGAGAUGCUGUCUGUGACUACAGAUUCCAGCAUCUGCAGUGUUUUAUGUCUCCACCCCUACAGGUGUACCAGUUCAGUGGUUCACCAAAGGCCGUUUAAGAGUACCGCUGGGUGGUUCAGGACUGUUGAGCCCCAGGGAGUUGUGGGUUACUGAAAUAAAUGACCUUUCAGAAGGAACAGCCUUUCCUUUGAGGUCUGCACCAGUGUAGAAGGAAGCCACCUCAUGUCUGGGGUAAGAAUCCCAUUGGAUGGGGAAGGGGAAUUGAGGUUCAGGGCCGAUGGAUCGGCAGUGGGAUUGAGGUGGGAGUUGGCUAUCAGGAUUGUGGUGUUAGGAGUAGGAUCAACAUUCAGGGUUGUGGGGGGGUGGGGGGAAAUAGUCGGAGGAGGGAAUCGGAGAGGAGCAGUCAGGUGAUAGGAUUGGCAGUCAGUGGUAGUUACCAAUAGUCACGGUGAGGUCGCAUUAGCUGGGGCUGUGCAAUCAGUGUUUGUGGGUGGUGGAUGCUGGGGGAGGGAUGUGUUGGGUCAGUAGAUUGUUGGGAGGAGGAAAACAGUUCAGAUGAAGGUUGUGAGCCUGCGUUGCCUGGGAAACGGUGGGUGGUGGAGAAUCUGAAGGAGACUUCCCAAAGAGAGCCCACCGAAUUAGUUUCCACAACCUGCCUGGGACUUGCCCAGAUGGGUUGCCGUUAAACCACACACACACACACACACACACACACACACACACAGACACACACACACACACACACACACACACACACACACACACACACACGCAGGAUUUGGCUGUGGUGACCUGUACACUGUGGGAUAUCAUGUGGCGCUGAAGGUCCUGAACAUGGCAUCCAGCCACAUGUAAACCACUGUAUAACCCGGACACGCACCAUGGUCACAAACUUUGUGCAACUUGUAAGAAGUUAUCUUUAUUUUAUCAUUGAAAUUGUAUCACAGAGCACUGAAAGAAAUGAUGAUACCAGUCCAAUUCUAGGUCUAACUUGUGUACAACUGUUAAAGUUAAUACUGUAUAGAAUCCUGAGUGACUUAUUUCUAUAGCAUGCAGAUGUGAUUCCUGAUUCGAUGCACGCCUGGCCCCUCAUUUACUCGGUAUCUCACACUCCCACAUGCACAGGUCAUGCUUUCACUGGUUCUGUAUCCUUGGUAAAUUUGCUGUGUUUGAAAAUAUUUUACAGAAAUAAAAGUGCCUUUGA